This is a messenger RNA of Cordyceps militaris CM01, 396 nucleotides long. RefSeq names its product vacuolar transporter chaperone 1. The transcript has 2 exons. Lineage: Eukaryota; Fungi; Ascomycota; Sordariomycetes; Hypocreales; Cordycipitaceae. The coding region runs from base 1 to 396 and encodes 131 amino acids. Gene Ontology annotation, cellular component: vacuolar transporter chaperone complex; fungal-type vacuole membrane. The record is from RefSeq and is a predicted model, not a curated record.
AUGUCUUCCCAGCCUCUUCUGCAGACCGCGCCCGGCAAGCGCAUCGCGCUGCCGACCCGUGUCGAGCCCAAGGUCUUCUUCGCCAACGAGCGCACCUUUCUCUCGUGGCUCAACUUCACCGUCGUCAUUGGCGCCCUCGCCAUUGGCAUGCUCAACUUUGGCGACCGCGUCGCCUUCAUCUCGGCCUUUCUCUUCACCGGCGUCGCCAUGCUCACCAUGAUCUACGCCCUCGUCACCUACCACUGGCGCGCCAAGUCGAUCCGCGUCCGUGGCCAGGCCGGCUUCGACGACCGCUUCGGCCCUACCGUGCUCGCCAUCAUCUUGCUGCUCGCCGUCAUUGUCAACUUUGUCCUGCGCAUCAUGGACACGUCCAAGAAGCAAAAUGGCGGUCACUAA